AUGCCCUCCAUUGCACAAGCUGGUGAUCUGCCAAAGUUGAAAGUUCCAGAGCUCUCUGCGACGCUCAACAAGUUGACGCGAGCACUCACUGCACUGACCAAUGAGUCCGAGCGUGAGGAGCUUGAGGAGAAGGUUGAGAAGUUCAAGAGAUGCUCUGUCUCGAAGAUCUUGCAGAGCCACUUACAACGACUCUAUGAGCGCGAGGAUUGUUAUCUGGACCACUUGCAGUUGGACCAUAUCCUCAUUGACAUGAAAGCGCUCCCACGGAACCCGUUCCUGGUGUUGGAGGACGAUCCACUGCGCCACUUCACCAUCCCACAGGACCAGGCUGGCCGUGCCGGGGUGCUGACGAUGAGUGCGCUGAAGUUUGUGUGUUCGCUGCGUAAAGGUGAUUUGACCGAAGAUGCCACGAGAAGCGGCGAGCGCUUGACGAUGAAGCCGUACUGGAAUCUGUUUGGUACCACGAGGGUUCCGGAGAUGAGUGGGAUCAAGACCAAGACGAACACAACGUCUGAUUACAUCCUGAUCGUGUCAAAGUCCCAGUUUUACACGCUCAAGGUUAUCAAUGACAGCCAUGAGCUUCUGCAUACUGCCGAUGAACUGGCGACGAUCUUCCGUCAAGUGAUGGAAGAGUCGUAUCACGUUGCCAACCCCAACAGAUCUGCCGUUGGCUCUAUCACCUCUGACUCGUACAAGAACUGGCGACACGCACGUGAGGUGUUACAGACCGAGUACAAGGAUAACAUGGCGAAGGUUGACUCCGCGCUGUUCGUGUUGGUACUUGACCACUCUGAGCCAGAGGACACGGAUGAAGAAUUGGCCAAGUGCAUCUCUGUGGGCUCCAUGAACAUCAACGAACGCGGUGUUCAAACUGGUUCUUGUAUCUCGAGAUGGUAUGACAAGAUGCAGCUAGUUGUGACGAAAACCGCAGUUGCUGGUGUCAUUUGGGACUCGUUCAGCCAGGAUGGAACCACGGUGCUGAGAUUUACCUCUGACAUUUAUGCUGAUUCUGUGCUCAGAUUGACCGAUGGUGAUUACAGCUUGUUCCCAACUGUGAAGACCCCCAAACCCGGUGCUGAUAAGCCGGUGCCUGAGAAGAUGGAAUGGAACUUCCGUUCAGACAUGAUGACCUUUAUCCAUCUCUCAGAAACACGUUUGACAGACCUGAUCUGCUCCCAUACUACAAACACCGCUAUCUUACACUAUGGACGCCGUUUCGCAAGAAAGAUGGGUGUCAAAUCUGACUCCUUGAUCCAAGUUGCUCUACAAAUUGCACAGUACGCGUUGUACGGUAAGCCAAUCUCCACCGUGGAGCCGGUCUCCACGCGUCUUUUCCGUGAUUCGAGAUCUGAACUUCUUGCUCUUCAGGAUGAAACCAUUACAAAGGCAUGCCAGGUGUUUGUGAGUUCCGAUUCGUCCCACAACCGUUGGAUUGCCUUCAAAGAGGCGUGUCAGUUCCAUCUCGAGGCACUUAACCAAGCUGCUCAUGGUGACGGUUUUGAAAAGCAUCUAAAGGCUCUUCAGAACGUGUACAUUCAGCGUGAGGUGUUCAACCAAUUGGCUCCGGAAUUCAAGAUCCCUGAUGAGGAACCACCAUUGUUGUUUGACGAUGCCGUCUACCCGUUGUUUGUUCCUGAGAUGAUUGCCUCCAACUGCGGUAACCCAGCCAUGCGUCUGUUUGGGCUGACACCAGCUAUUCACAAUGGGUUCGGAAUUGGCUAUAUCAUCAAGGACGAUGUUACAGAGUUCUGUCUCAUGUCUCAGUAUCGUCAAGGCGACCGCUUCUUGUCUACUUUGGACUGGGUUUUCCACCAAAUCUCUUCUAUUUGGAAAGCAGAGAAAGGUGAAGAGAGUAGAAGAAGAAACUCCAGCGUCUCCCAUGCUAUUCAGACAGCUCCAAUGUCGAGAACCACCACGCUCAGCUCAAGUGGAGAGGAUGAACACCUGGCAUUGGGUGGGUAUGGCUACUUCGACAUUGAAGACCUGACUCUGCGUUCAGUCGGGCCAUCCCAUGUUGCAACACCGGUGUUGUCCCAUGCGAACUCCACGACAGACCUGUUGAAAAUGGACAAGGGCUUUGGCAAGACCGUUCAGAUGAGUCUCUCUGAGAGGCUACGUGAGGGCUUCGAGAAGCAUGGCCACAAUUCUGGCAGCUCUUCCAACGCUGGCUCUCUUGAUGGGAACAACUUGGACAGAUUCGACGCAAAAUUCGACAGAGGAGAAGUUGGAAAGAGACUUGACUCCUACGAUGACGAAUAG
Messenger RNA from Williopsis jadinii, 2259 nucleotides. It is a transcript of the gene YAT2, whose product is annotated as carnitine O-acetyltransferase YAT2. Gene Ontology annotation, molecular function: carnitine O-acetyltransferase activity. Gene Ontology annotation, biological process: carnitine metabolic process. The transcript is spliced from 2 exons. Gene Ontology annotation, cellular component: cytosol. The coding region runs from base 1 to 2259 and encodes 752 amino acids. Lineage: Eukaryota; Fungi; Ascomycota; Saccharomycetes; Phaffomycetales; Wickerhamomycetaceae. The record is from RefSeq and is a predicted model, not a curated record.